GCGUCACCCACCCUUUUACAAGCAAAUUUGCAAAGUCGUUGCACUUGCUACUUCACUUGGGUUGACUCACUCUCUCUUCAACCAACGCGCCAAUUUUCUAUUUCUCUCUCUAAAACGCACAAAUGACGACGUCUCCCUAUCCUCCCCGCCGCCGAUCCGACUCCCACCACCGGACCACGCCCACCAGACCACCCCUCUCUCCCAGCUACGCCUCCUCCGAGUUCAGCACCUCCUCCGCCGAGACCCGCCGCAACCCCGUCACUACUGCCGCCAGGUCCUUCGCCGGGAUAUUCUCCGCCUGCUUCGCCCCGCCGGAGACCGACACCUCCAAGACCCUCGGGGAUUCCGAGGAGUUCAAGUCUUCAUCCACUGUAUCGAAUUCUUCAAGAACUAGUAGUCAGAGAGGGCGUGGCUCAAAUCGAGGUACCAGCAUCAGUUCACUCAACUUAGUCCCGGAGAAAGAGCCUGGCAUUGUGAAGUUCACCAUGGAGGAAAUCUUCCAAGUCACAAGAAACUUCUCCCCUUCUUUCAAGAUUGGCCAAGGUGGUUUUGGAGCUGUCUACAAGGCCAAACUCCUCGAUGGGACUGUUGUUGCAGUAAAGCGUGCUAAGAAGAGUGUGUAUGAGAAACAUUUGGGAGUGGAGUUCCAGAGUGAGAUCCAAACACUAUCACGGGUGGAACAUUUGAACUUGGUCAAGUUCUUUGGCUAUUUGGAGCAAGGGGAUGAAAGGAUUGUUGUUGUGGAGUAUGUUCCAAAUGGAACCCUUAGAGAGCAUUUGGAUGGCAUUCAUGGAACCGUUCUGGACCUUGCUUCUCGUCUAGAUAUAGCAAUUGAUGUUUCUCAUGCUAUCACCUAUCUUCAUAUGUAUAUAGAUCAUCCUAUCAUUCAUAGAGACAUAAAAUCUUCAAACAUUCUUCUGACCGAACAUCUUCGAGCUAAGGUAGCAGACUUUGGUUUUGCUAGACAAGCCCCUGACAGUGACUCUGGCAUGACACAUGUUUCCACUCAAGUCAAAGGAACAGCUGGUUACUUGGACCCUGAAUACCUGAAAACUUAUCAACUAACUGAAAAGAGUGACGUGUAUUCAUUUGGAGUUUUGCUUGUUGAACUUGUCACAGGUAGACGCCCCAUCGAACCAAAAUUUGAACUCAAGGAGCGAAUCACAGCAAAAUGGGCUAUGAAGAGGUUCAUUGAUGGAGAUGCUAUCUCGGUGUUGGACCCAAGACUAGAUCAAACUGCUGCAAAUUCUUUGGCACUGCAAAAGAUUCUUGAGCUAGCCUUACAGUGUUUGGCUCCACGUAGACAAAGCAGACCUUCUAUGAAGAGAUGUGCCGAGAUCCUUUGGGCCAUCCGCAAGGAUUUCAGAGAGCUAGCAGCUUCAAACCUUCGCUCAUUUUCCACUACUUCCCAAAGGAGCACCUCAGUGAGAGAGUGAGAAGGCUAAAGUUGCAUCAAAGAAUGAAAGUUAGAAGAAACAAAGCAUAGCCAAGGGAAAGAAAAAACGAUUCUAUAUAAUGAUAGGCAACUUUGGCACCUAGGAAUGUGGUUGAUGUUGGACUAGGGUGGUAGUGAGUGACAUGGAGAAAUUCAUAUUUGUGGAAAUUGUACAUGAGAGUUUUGGCUUGUGUAUAGGAAUGGGGGAGCAUACUUCCCUCUGCUUUCCUUAAUGUGCAUUUCUUUUUCUUCUUGGGACACACAAAUAGGAAAACUUGUAUUAUAUUGAUUGGAAACUUGAUUGAUUGGUAUUUCUAUGGUAUAAUAUUCCAUUUGAGGUUAAAUA
This is a messenger RNA of Cajanus cajan (pigeon pea), 1781 nucleotides long. It is a transcript of the gene CRCK2, whose product is annotated as calmodulin-binding receptor-like cytoplasmic kinase 2. Gene Ontology annotation, biological process: protein phosphorylation. Gene Ontology annotation, molecular function: ATP binding; protein kinase activity. Lineage: Eukaryota; Viridiplantae; Streptophyta; Magnoliopsida; Fabales; Fabaceae. The record is from RefSeq and is a predicted model, not a curated record.